Messenger RNA from Colletotrichum chrysophilum, 909 nucleotides. RefSeq lists its product as uncharacterized. The transcript is spliced from 3 exons. The record is from RefSeq and is a predicted model, not a curated record. NCBI's taxonomy places the organism in Eukaryota, Fungi, Ascomycota, Sordariomycetes, Glomerellales, Glomerellaceae. Bases 1 to 909 code for a protein of 302 amino acids.
AUGUCUCUCCUCAGACUCACUCUCACACGGCCACCCGCGCCGGCGACUCACCUCCUCCCCGCCCUGCGGUCAUGUCCGCUCCGCCCGCAGCUCCUCCGAAAAUCUCUGCCGCCGCAUAGUCUAAGACGGCCCUUCGCCUCCUCCGCGCCGCCGCCCAGAAGCCACCACGGGUCCGGGACCGCCGCGACCACUCCUACCGCUUCAAAACCGGCGACGGCCAGCUCCGGAACUACCGCACAACUGCUUCCUGAGAGACUGCUCGUCUACCAGGCCGGCACGGGCAGGAUAGGAUUCGUGGCCGGUCUCAAGAUCACCACCAUCUUCGUGGCCGCCGUCUUCGCUCUCGUCUGGGAGCCCGCUAUGCUGCGCAGUGACGACGUGUCCGUAGCUCAGAUCACCGCGGCAUGCAAGUCUCCCCAUUCCUUCCCUCCCGCCCAUCACAUCGGCUUUCUCCCUCGCCCCACCUGCGCCCUCAUCCCCUUCGCCUACGUAGCCUACUUCUCCGCGCCCUUCGUCACCCACGUCUUCCUCCGCCUGCCCCCCGCCGCCCGCUCCUCCCGCGCCCUCCUCGAGCGCUACGUCCGCGCCCUCCCGGCCACCGCCCAGCUCGAGGUCGGCACGCUGGGCCUCGCCGGCCGCCCGCGCGCCACGCUCGUCAGCGCAGCCGACCUCCGCCCCGUCCCCGCGGACGCCGGCUUCCGCGAGACCCGCGCGCGCCUCGUCACCCACACCCGCGACGUCGCGGACCUCAUGGCGCGCAAGAAGUGGUACCACUACCGCCCCGUCAGCCUGUUCGGGCUGCCCGCGAAGGAGGCCGGGAGAGCCAGCAAGUCGUCGGGCUACAGGAACGCCGCCAAGGACGCGUGGGUGUACGACAUCAUACGCCCGAUGUUGGGUCAGCGCAGGUGA